Molecule: messenger RNA, 726 nt
Organism: Cryptotermes secundus
Lineage: Eukaryota; Metazoa; Arthropoda; Insecta; Blattodea; Kalotermitidae
Exons: 2
Coding region: 259-663 (134 amino acids)
Source: RefSeq, a predicted model, not a curated record
UUUUGAUUGAGAAAAAGAAAAUUUUUGUGGUGUACUGGUUAGAUUCGGCAUCCGGUUAGGUCUUCACCUUGUGAGAGAUUGUCUGUUUUGAGUAAGGAGUGAGAUUGGUUCGGGUGACUUCUACGGAAGGAGUUGAGCGGUCCCAGGUGACCAUAAUCUUGUGUUCGUCUGCAGCCACCAAGUUGCUAUUCUGCCGCCAGUGCACAUUGCGUGGCUAGUGCAUCAGUGGCGGUGGCCGUCCCGUCUGCAACGGGCAAAAUGGCGAAGCCGACAUCGUGCGAAACACGGUGGAAUGCAAUCGUGGCUUCGUUUGACAGAAACCAUGUGAACUUGAGAAUCAAUAAUCCUGACUGCCAGGAAGACAUCGAGUUACUGGGGAAAGGAUUGCAAACCAUUGGGCAGCUUAUCCAAACAUCGCCCUCAAUAAACGGGAACGGCGCAGUUUGGAACAAGCUGAUAUCUAAUUCCGAGGCAGAGAGGACAGUGCUGUGUAAGCACCUGGAGGGCAAGACGCUGUUUACAGCCAUGCUGCGCCUCUAUGCUGCCAUCCACAGGGAGAUGCGAGAGUCUCUCCUGCUGGAAGGGAAAGACGAAAGCGAAACUCCUCAGCAGAACAAUCUAAGAAACCAAAGCAAUCACCUAGCCCACGGGAUCCUAGAUUAAAAUCAAAGGAGGAAGUUGAAGUUAGAAACUUCUUUGCGCCCCUGAGGACGUCAAGUAUGGACG